Cyprinodon tularosa is the source of this 1997-nucleotide messenger RNA. It is a transcript of the gene fam78bb, whose product is annotated as family with sequence similarity 78 member Bb. The record is from RefSeq and is a predicted model, not a curated record. The coding region runs from base 750 to 1628 and encodes 292 amino acids. The transcript is spliced from 2 exons. Lineage: Eukaryota; Metazoa; Chordata; Actinopteri; Cyprinodontiformes; Cyprinodontidae.
GGGGGCUUGAGUUUUAUUAUUGCAGGAUUAGAAAGCAUUAUUCCAAUAUGGAGGAACCAGGUCGCAGGUCUACUACAGUGUAGACUCCUACGCCUCGAGUCUUCCCCUGCAGUUCAUUGGUCCAGGCAGCAGGUUCAGCACCACGCAGGGUGAACAGCGCCUCUCAGCCCUUCCAUCGGUCCAGGAUGCAGGGGAAGCUGCUCAGCACCAUCACACCGGGUUCCUUCCGUUUUUACUCUGCAUGACAUCUUUUUAUCCAUCCAUAGGAAGCCUUUACACAGGAAGCAGAUUCGUUUUUAUCAUCUUGUAUCGCGGAUGUUCGGGUGCUUCACAGAUAACGUUCAUUUCGCCUGGUCUGCUUUGCUUCGGGUCGAAAGGCAUGACGGAAUCCACUGACACCAUCGCUCGGGUUCUGUCCAGCUGCUUCAUCUUCUCAUGCCCGAAGCCGCAGUCGCCAACACAGCUGCUGCCGCUCGAUCACCGGGUCUCUCAGCCGGCGCCCAGCUUCCAGUCGCUCCCCAAAGCCCUCUUAUGACAUGACAGCUCCGGGCAGGAGGACCAGGAUCAAAUGUUGCGGACUGGGGUUGAUGAAGCAAAUCCUCAAGGAAAGGGUACAGAGACUAAGAGUUAUUCUCUAAAAGUGUUCAACCCUUCUGAUUUGGAGCCUCCAGGAGUCAGAAAGUCAAUGUAAUCAUUAUUCUAAUACCUCCAGCGUGGUGACACACACCUCUGCCUCCCAGUCUCAUCUGAUGUACGGCCUCAUAGUGUUGGUACUGGUCGAGUCCCAGCAAGCUGCGCGCUUCCCCGGGCCUGUGAGGUUCUCCUUCUCCUGCACAGUCAUGGGCUGCAUUCAGAGCAUUGCCUGCAACAAGUCGCGAAUCAAACGAGAGAACAUCUUGGUGCACGACCUGUCAGCCACAAUAGACCACUGUCCGACAGUCAUUGAAGAAAACUCCCCCAUUGUGCUGCGAUAUAAGACGCCCUACUUUAAAGCCGCUGCGCGGAUUGUCAUGCCUCCUAUUCCGCGCAACGAGACUUGGGUAGUAGGCUGGAUCCAGGCGUGCACUCAGAUGGAGUUUUACAACACCUACGGAGACAUCGGCAUGUCAAGCUGGGAGCUGCCUCAGCUGAGAGAAGGUCUGGUUAGGGCCAUUAGCGACUCGGAUGGCAUCAGCUACCCCUGGUAUGGAAACACAACAGAGACCGUCACCAUAGUUGGCCCCACCUCUAAGCCGUCGCGCUUCACCGUCAGCAUGAACGAUAACUUUUACCCGAGCGUCACCUGGGCGGUACCGGUCAGUGAGUCCAACACACCCUUAUUGACCAACAUCAAGAGGGACCAGAGUUUCACCACCUGGCUGGUGGCAUUAAACACCACGUCUAAGGAGAAGAUCCUGCUGCACACCAUCAAGUGGAGGAUGAGGGUGGACAUUGUGGUGGAUCCAUCCCAGCCUCUUGGCUCCAGAGCAAGGCUGGUGGGUCGGUUGUACCAGGAGCAGCCACGAGUUCUGAACCGCAUGGAGCCCGUCCCUCCAAACGCCAUGGGGAAGCCAAACGCCAACGACGCCCAGGUUCUGAUGUGGAGGCCAAGGAGAGGUCCCCCGCUUGUUGUCAUCCCGCCGAAAUAGAGCAAGGGCUGGUUUCUUACUAAUGUUUCUGCUUAAAAGUGACAAUGAGCCACAGAUGAGUAAGACGAUGAUGGAGAGGAUUUAACUGAUGAAGAGUGGACAGCUGCCUUAAUUCCCCACCGCUGCCUUUGACCAUCCAGAAGGUUUCAGCCUCUGCCUCUGGUGCUGCUGAACUUUGAGAGUAUACAUAUGUUCCCUCCCUCAUAGCACAUCUGAGAGGAGUGCUGUUUAACUCUGAGAAAACACCAUCAGUGCUGGGAUGUAACUUUAAUCUCUGAUGUAGCUCCUCAGGCUCAGGAGGACACGACCAAGCCUUGAUCUAGGCAGUUAUUUAAAAAAAAAAAAGGUUUACAGCCUUAAAGCUCCAAA